Helianthus annuus (common sunflower) is the source of this 884-nucleotide messenger RNA. RefSeq names its product zinc finger protein ZAT10. Gene Ontology annotation, molecular function: DNA-binding transcription factor activity. NCBI's taxonomy places the organism in Eukaryota, Viridiplantae, Streptophyta, Magnoliopsida, Asterales, Asteraceae. The transcript has a single exon. The coding region runs from base 91 to 732 and encodes 213 amino acids. The record is from RefSeq and is a predicted model, not a curated record.
CACUCACCCCCCCACUCUCUUCACUCAAUCCACCCCUCUCUCUCCUACUUUCUCUCUCUAAAAUACUCUCCCACUGUUACCUAAACCCUAAUGGCCAUUGAAGCUUUAAAUUCCCCAACAACCACAACCGGUUUCUUCAGACAAGAUUCCGGCAACCACCUCAAGUAUAUAGAGUCAUGGACCAAAGGCAAAAGAUCAAAACGACCACGUACCGAUCAACCACCAUCUGAGGAUGAGUAUCUUGCUUUCUGCCUUAUGCUACUCUCCCGCGGCCACCACGGUACCUCCUCCGCCCCGCAGCAGCCGCACCCGCAACAAGAACAACCCGCACAACAACCGCAAUUGUUUGUUCACAAGUGCAGUGUGUGUGACAAAACUUUUGGGUCUUACCAAGCUCUAGGUGGGCAUAAAGCCAGUCACCGGAAAAACAGCCCAGCCGGUGCCGGAGAAGAAGUCGAACAGCCCGUCGCAACGACCACCGGCACUAGUGGAAGGAGUCAUGAGUGUUCUAUAUGCCACCGGUGUUUCCCCACCGGACAGGCGUUGGGUGGUCACAAGAGGCGUCACUAUGAAGGCGUUAUCGGUGGUGGAAGGAGUCAUGCCGGCAGUGGGAUGACGUCAUCGGAUGGUAGUCAACGAGGGUUUGACCUGAACCUCCCUGCAGAACAAGAAGUUGAAAGCCCGCAUCCCGCUAAAAGGUCUAGAGUUUUUCCGGCUCCAUUGAUUUUCUGAUUACAAAGUUAUAUUGGUUUUUUAAUUUAGGAUUAUUUUGUUAUUGGAGAUUGUUUUUAUGUAAUUACUGUUGCAUUUGAUGAAUUUAAUUCUAUUGGUUUUUUGUAUAAUAUUUAAUGGUGGAUGAUGGUUGACAACCGAAUGUUAUCGAA